This is a messenger RNA of Patiria miniata (bat star), 2556 nucleotides long. Its product is annotated as kiSS-1 receptor-like. Gene Ontology annotation, molecular function: G protein-coupled receptor activity. Gene Ontology annotation, biological process: G protein-coupled receptor signaling pathway. The transcript has 3 exons. Gene Ontology annotation, cellular component: membrane. NCBI's taxonomy places the organism in Eukaryota, Metazoa, Echinodermata, Asteroidea, Valvatida, Asterinidae. Bases 507 to 1688 code for a protein of 393 amino acids. The record is from RefSeq and is a predicted model, not a curated record.
UAUCAUCUAAUGAACAUUCGUGACCGGGUAUAGUAUAUGGCAUGAGUCAAAAUCCUCAUACUGGUAACUGCACAGUGACAAUAAUUUUACUGUCGACAUGAGCUGAUGAUCGAGGUCUGUAAAAUGCACUCAUUAUUUCUGUCGUAAAUUGAGUCGGAAACGAGCAGCUGAAAGCCUAUAUAUUACACCGCUCAAAUUGUUUUAUUGCACUGGUAAUACUGGAGGUAAUAAAUAGUCGCACGUACGUAAUGGAAGCUCCUGCAUGCUGUUCAAUUUGAUCGAUUGCGUUUUGUUUGAAACUGCAAUGGAAUAAUUAUCAUUACACUGAUCGCUAUAAUUGGUGCGGUGAAGUACUGAAGCGCGCGGCAAUGAAUUCGAUAUGACUUAGUAUCACGACCAGUAAAACAACUUGACAAAGAACUAGGUUGACGUAGGCCGUAGGUUUUUUUGCAUAGGAGAUGUGUAAUAUGCUGCCAUGAUCGCACACACAUGAGCUGUCUGUGACAAUGGGCGACAUGGAAAACACCACACUCGGUACAACUGUCAUUACUCCGCUCAACGUGACAGAGGGACAAAGCCAAGGCGGUGACGGAUAUGGAGACGACGGGCUUUUCAAGACCCUCCUCCCCUACCAGACGGUUCUCGCCUACCUACUCAUCUUCGUGGCGGGCUUGGGGCUCGUGCUCAACGGCAUGGUGCUGUACAUUGUCAUCCGGCACCGGGACAUGCACCGAGUCACCAACUUCUUCUUCGCCAACUUGGCGCUGACGGACUUGUUGCUGUUGAUGCUGCAUGCCUCCACAUCCUCGGCAGAGAUGCUCGGGUACUACCUAGCGGUCAAGCUGGGUUGCUCAACGGUCCAGUACACGAGAUAUGUUGUGGCCCAAGUGACGUGUCUGACCCUGGCCCUAAUGUCAUUUGACCGGUAUCGGGUGGUAGCUCAUCCUCUGAGCGCAUUGGACAAGAAGAGGCGAAUGAGAUUGAUGCUGGUAUCCAUUCUGGCCAUAUGGAUUAUCUCAUUUGCUCUCCAUUUACCAGUGGCUAUCUUCUCCGUCAAUUCCUUCGGUGUAACCUGCUCCAUCAUCUUCCCCUGGAAGUACGGCCCAAAAGUGUUCUUCACCUACACCGUGGUUGUCCUGUAUGUCCUUCCCCUCGCUGUCGCCACGAUGUGCUACAUUCUGAUUUGGCUGCACCUCAGAAAGCAGCCGAGUCUCACAGCUUCCGUCGGGGGCUCGGAGCGCGAUUUACGGCGGCGUCGCAUGCAGUCCACGCUCCGUAUCAUCGUUCUCGUGGUGGUCAUGUUCGCCUUGGGCUGGUUCGGCGAGCACCUCUUCAUCCUGCUGAUCGUCUGGGAUCCACAGAUCAACUUCUGGUCAGAUAGUUACCGGAUCGGCGCGGCCACCGCUAAGCUUAUGAUAUACCUGAACAGCAUGCUCAAUCCGUUUGUGUACCCGUUUGCGGGGACCGGCUUCAAGAGGCACCUUCCGUCGAGCGUGUGUUGUCGCAAAGGCCGACCGGACCACACGGGCACAUCGUCGGGGCCUAGUUACGACCAAAGCCGCGUCACUUCACUUGCUGACACACACAAGCAAAAACAAGUCGUCGGGAUCGACAACCAUCGGCCGUGCCCUCAAGCUCAAAAUGUGGAAGUGUUGGUCAACAGCCAAGACCAAAAUACCUGGCUGUAAAAUAUUUCAGCAGGAAUACAACUUACAAGGAAAUUGAACAUUAUUCGAUCAAAUUGUAUUCAAACUUUUAAUCAUAUUCUUCUAAUUAAAGAUAUCAUUCACAGUGAUAUUAAAAAAGCAUUUAUAAUUAAAAGAAACAUGUAUAAAUUAAAGUCAAGGGAGUAGGUAAUACUUUUUUAUCUUCAUCUUUGUUUUACGUAUUUUCAAUAAUUAUUGCAUAAUUUAACAUUUCACAGUUUUCUUAAGGAUGAAAUGAUCACUCAAUAAGAAACUAAGAUGUUGGAACUGGCUGGGUGUUUUGUAUCGUUCAGUGUUCUGAUGAGAUUUGAAGGUUAGCAUGGUGAAGGGUAAUAAUAAGGUAAGUUGCGGUAGCACCAUCUGGCGAAAUUUGUGAGUAUGUGUGGUUCUGAAAAGAACCGAGUGUUCUCUUUUCAUCAGUACUGACCGACUGAUAACUGCUGCCACAAUGGACCCGAAGCGCUCAGUUUAUCCUGUCAUCAAAUGUUUAAUGUUUUAAUAUUAUUAUGCAAUUAACAAAAACGGUUGAAAUGAAUCAAACACAGUACUCAGAUAUAUGUUAUCUCGGCGGCAGUCAUGGCCCCUUGGGGCAGCAUUGUCUCCGAAAUAUUUCUUCUGGUAUAAAACAAAAGGCACUAUGAUAAAGACCAAAGUAGUUCCGUCUUUGAUAUUUGCGGGUUUCGUUAUAUAAUUGUUCUGACUGGCUACAAUUAUACUCAGCAUACCUAUUUCGUCCCGGUCAUUGCUCAUGAUUAGUAGGAUAGACAAGAACCCGCGGUAAUAAAAACAUAUUGCAUUCUUCCCGCAUCAAUCAAUCGAUCAAACCAAGGAGAAUCAACUGAAAGCUGGC